CAAACAGUCACGCAAUCAUCAGGUAAUUCGAGCCACUUUGACAUCAAGGUUCGAAACCUACUUUCGGRGGCUUGAAGCUCCCCUCAUUGCUUUUCUUCUAAGCUAUCUUACAGCUUAAAAAAACCUAAUUUGUUUUUAAAACGARGCAAUGAGUGUUAUACUUCGCAUUUCUGUCGGAAAACACCUCACACGAGCUUCAAAAUUAUUUGCAAAUCAAACAUGGCGUCCAUAUUCUACGACGUCAUCCAAGCUAGCUCCAGCAGCCGCAGAGCUGAAGGGCACCUUGCAAUCAAUCCUUGGAGACAAAAAUGUCUCCUCUGCAAUGGCUGUAAGAGAACAACAUGGCAGAGAUGAAUCGUAUCAUGAGUGCCACCCAGCAGAUUUGGUUGUAUUUCCAGCCAAUAAAGAAGAAGUCAGUGAAGUUGCUAAACUGUGCUAUUCRAAUGAUGUCCCUAUGGUAGCCUAUGGGACAGGGACUGGCUUGGAAGGUGGCAUUGUAGCCUUAAAGGGAGGUGUGUGUAUUGACUUGGGAAGAAUGGAUCAGAUUGUUAAUGUGAAUGAAGAAGACUUUGAUGCUACRGUUCAACCUGGAGUAACGAGGGAAAAACUCAAUGAAUACAUCAGAGAUACUGGUCUGUGGUUCCCAGUAGAUCCAGGUGCAAAUGCUUCAAUAUGUGGAAUGUGUGCAACCAGUGCAUCAGGAACCAAUGCUGUCAGGUACGAGAAAAGAGAAAUUACUUCAAACAAUGAAGGAUCAGAUUUUCUUUGGGCAAAGGAAGCAGAGGAGAGAAAGAAGCUCUGGAAGGCAAGACAUAACGCGUGGUAUGCUGACUUGGCUUUGAGACCUGGCUGCAAGGGUGUUUCCACUGAUGUCUGUGUACCAAUAUCUAGACUACCAGAGAUUAUCGUAGCAACUAAGGAAGAUAUUAUUGCAUCUGGCCUGAUAGCACCAAUCGUAGGCCAUGUCGGAGACGGCAACUUCCACUGCUUCAUCAUUAUCGAUACGUCCAGCAAAGAAGAGAUAAAGAAUGCUAAGGACUUUACCCUUCGUCUCGGAAGACGAGCUCUAGCCCUGGGAGGAACAUGCACAGGGGAACACGGUAUUGGAAAUGGAAAACACAUUUUACUYGAGGAAGAAAUUGGACCUACAGGAAUCGAAGUAAUGAAGAGCGUUAAAAGAACCCUGGAUCCAAAGAACCUCAUGAAUCCUGGAAAGGUUCUGAACAUGUGAUCGCAUCGGGUUCCCUGURUUUUUAUCAUCUCCGCAACCCCAAUCUCGUACCCAGAGCCAACGUUCCUCUUUGUUAGUGCUGCYCAAGAGGAACGUGGGCUCUGGGUACGAGAUUGCSGCAACCMAUUUUCGUUCCCACAGCCUGCGCCUUUGCCGCUGGUUGGCAUCAGCGCAGGCUCUGGAAACGAGAAUAACCCUAACAUUUGUAUUUGGGUUGCCUGUGUUUUUAUUUCCGGACCUCAAAACUAGCUAAUCUCAACCAUUGCGCAUGGUUGGAAACUCUGUAAAAUCUUGUAAACGCUAGUGUUUUGGGCUUAUGGUUUGCGCUUAUGAUCGUUCGGGCUCCCUGUGCUUUUAGUAAUUAAGCACAAUUUUUUUGUUAGGAUAAGUCUACUUUCUAUGAUCACGUGACUUGAUAAACUCGAUAUCAUUGCUUAUAACUAGAAUAUCUUACGUAGCCAAAGCUAAUAUCUGACGUAACAAAUUUAAUGUAAUUGGGAAAGCUAAUCCUAAAUGCCAAAUUACGGCGAAUGGUAACACAAGAGAAAGUCGGCUAAAAAACUACGCCUUUGCCCGCGAAGUUGCAGGUCGUGUUCACGCUGGGGAAUUUACGAUUUGCAAAGUCUUCGACAGCGACGCCAACUGGAACCUUACGCCAAACGCUGCGGAAGUAGAAUUCGAUUGUAUUUCUGCAUCGUUGUGCGAGUUGGAAAAUGCUAAAUAUUCCACGACAAUUAUUACCUCCUGCGAAUAAUUAAUAAUUUAAUUAGCAGAAUAGUACCAUACAUAAUCUCAUGCAAUUAUUAAACCUAUACCUUCUACAGUUUGUACAUAGUACCUGUAGAUGGAUUUUACUUGGCCCGUAAAAUAACGAUGACUACAUUUUAAUGAACUCUAGUUCCAUAGUUUUUCUUUUCUUUUACCUUGACUAUUUGUAAAAGUCUCUAAUCAAUGGAACUUCAGGGUCGGAUGCAGAGGAAUGGUUUGGGGCUUGGAAACGCCGUAUGAGAAUCUCGAUUUCGCCUUAUAUACUGUUCGCUUCUUUUUUAUUUCUUUUUUUCUUUUCAUUUUCUUUUCCUUUUCUUUUUGUCUCGUUUUAUAUUUUUAUUUUUUUGGUUCGGUGUCUUACAGAUGAAUGGCCCUUKAACUUGAACGAAGAAUCCCCUCUUAGAAAAUCCUGGAUCUGCCCUUAAACUUUGUUAAAUGGGCCAAGUAAAAUCAUUUUGGUGCUAUAUUACUAGCGAAUUUAUAGUGUAUUUUUAUAUAUAAUCAAUAGAGGCUUUGCACCAUCACGUGGUGGCAGCCAUGACAGGAGGCAGGACCAAUAGGACGUUUACAUGAUGAMRUYAUUUGACCCACWACCAAGAUGGUUUGCGAAUUUUUYUUCAUGGUAGUAGAGGUCAUCGACGUCAUCGUGCAAACGUCCUAUUGAAUCUCGACUAAUCUGAUUAACAUGAGAAAGAAUUCAGGUUCCCUGAGAAGAAAGACUAUCGCUGUGCCUCCUACCAUUGGGUGGCCGAUCACGUGAUGGUGCAAAGCCUCUAUAGUCCCCUUGCAUGUGACGUCAAAGCAGCUCGAACUGGGAGACAAAACGAAAGAAUUCCAAUCUCCAGAGGAUUGGAACCUAUUAUUUUGACCCCCAGAUUAAGCUGCAUUCCAAAGUGCUGCAAGGGGUCUAUGUAGAAUGUCAUAGAAUCUUCAAAUAUAUUGUAUUCUAUUAUUGAGAAUGGACUCUAAUACUAUCCAUGCAUAUCGAAAGCUUCUACAAAAGAGAAGCCACUUAAUAGUUUUAGUUGACCUAUUUCAUAAAUGGACGUCAGAGUUAA
Messenger RNA from Actinia tenebrosa (Australian red waratah sea anemone), 3057 nucleotides. RefSeq names its product D-lactate dehydrogenase, mitochondrial. Gene Ontology annotation, biological process: lactate catabolic process. Gene Ontology annotation, molecular function: D-lactate dehydrogenase (NAD+) activity; D-lactate dehydrogenase (cytochrome) activity; FAD binding. Gene Ontology annotation, cellular component: mitochondrion. The record is from RefSeq and is a predicted model, not a curated record. NCBI's taxonomy places the organism in Eukaryota, Metazoa, Cnidaria, Anthozoa, Actiniaria, Actiniidae.